Molecule: messenger RNA, 1399 nt
Organism: Pseudo-nitzschia multistriata
Lineage: Eukaryota; Bacillariophyta; Bacillariophyceae; Bacillariales; Bacillariaceae
Source: the annotation of a GenBank genome assembly
UCCAACAAACGCUGUUAUUAACCACCAAGGUAGGUAGAUGAAGCCGCGCAUCGCUUUCUUCGACGGUGUCUGCCGCCGUCGUUCCGACAGGGAGGCGGCGGCUGCUGCUGCGGCUGCGAUUUAAUGUUCCGUGCAACACAACCUUCUCACGAUCCGCGGCGUUGCUGCUUUGCUCCGCUCUGCUUGCUUGUGGCUUCACACUGCUGCUGUUCGACAGAAACAAACAACCACCAACUACCACCAUGAAGCCCUCCUCCCUUGUCUCGUUCCUGUUCGUCCUCGCGGUCCUCUCCCCCCUCUGUUCCGGGGAAACCGAUCGUGUUGCUCCCCCCCGUUCGAGAACGCCCGCAACCAGAAACCAGAGAAGGACCAAGGGAAAGCACCCAAAAAAGGACCCCUGGAUCGACACAAAGCCGUGGAUCCCUUGGCCCGCUCCCCCGCACAACCCCACCGCAGCGCUUGCGGCCCAGAAAUCCAUCUUGCUGGUCGUGGCUUUCCCCCUCGAGGAAAGGGCCUCCUUUCGCAGGCAAAAGGUCGAAACAAGCCUCUCGAGGGCCGUCUCGAGGGUCCCGUACACCACAACGAUCGGGCGGGCCUCGGCCGGGACCUUUCUGGGGGUCUCCGUUUCCGCCUCGGACCCCCUGGACUGUUCCGAAACGCCGGGCUUUGGGGGGGAGGGGGCUCCCGAGCUGCCCUGCGGAUCCACCAAAGUGGUGUGCAGCACCUUGGAGGUCUCCCUGGAGGUCCCCUCCUCUUCCUCAAGGGGCCGCCGCAGGCACAAGCGCAAGGCCAACAAGGCCGUCCGCAAAGGCGCAAGGGCCGUCCGGGCCGCCGUCAAGGACGGGACCCUGGACCGCCUGCUCCUAGGGGCCAGGGGGGGAGGGACUUUUCCGGGCGGCCUUGCAAUCGUCCUCGCACGCAAGAAGCAGGGAGACGGCGACGAACCACCCCGAAGGGCCUGCGAGGACGACGCCUCCUUUCGGUACGGGGGGGAUCCGGCGAGGGGCUGUUGGUGGGUCGGGGAGGCCAAGACGGCCAAGCGGUGCCGAACCGCCGUUGGGGACCACCGGAGGGUCCGGUUCUACUGCCCCUCUUUCUGCAAGGCUUCCUGCAACACCCCGACGGGGGCUCCGACCCUGGCCCGGUCUGCGGCCCCUUCGGCGGGCACUUCUGCGGGCAGCACCGUAGUUCCCUCCGCGGCCCCUUCGGCGGGCAGCACCGUAGUUCCAACGGCGAAUCCCUCGGCGGCCAGCACCGUAGUUCCAACGGCGGUUCCCACCGCGAGCUCCUAUCCGAGUUCGGCACCCAGCCAAUCCUGAACGGAACGAAACCGAGCAGGCGAAACACAAAUCCCGACAACAACGCAACAGCAACGCAACGCAACGCAAAACAACACCAC